Messenger RNA from Magallana angulata, 2933 nucleotides. RefSeq lists its product as uncharacterized. The transcript has 4 exons. The coding region runs from base 164 to 724 and encodes 186 amino acids. NCBI's taxonomy places the organism in Eukaryota, Metazoa, Mollusca, Bivalvia, Ostreida, Ostreidae. The record is from RefSeq and is a predicted model, not a curated record.
UUAAUAUUAUUUUUACAUUAAUCGUUUGUUUCCAUCGAAGAACCUGAUGUUGUCGGCUGUUGUAAACAGAUUUUCAGGAAAACUUCAGAACAGGAACCUGAAGCUGAAAACAGAUUUGAUGUUAUAAUGCUGUUUGUCGAUUUUUAAUCCUGACCCAUAUUUCAUGUCAUCUAAUGGUACCUCUAGCAGCUCAUCUGAAGAUGGCCUUGGUGGAGGAGUGAUAUGGAUCAUUACCUUCUCCAGUACUACUCUGGUCUUUGCCUCAAUCAUGAUAUUUAUUUGCUGUGAUGCCUACAAGAAAUAUCACAGAAGAGUCCCAAGAGUUUAUGAUACAGCAGUUAGAGGCAAUUACCCAAGACAGGAACCAAGUACAGUAACCCAAGGCACAACAGCAAGUUCUGGAGAGACAGAGUCAGAUGGUGGCACCCUCCCCCAGAGUGGUAGAGUGGGGGAAAUAGGGGACACGCAAACAGACAAAGCUACAGGGAGCAGCACAAUUCAAAUAGGCAGUAAUGUGAGCAUGCCUUCACCAUCAAACAAAAAGUCGACUCUCCCGCCCUUGGACAGUAGGAUUUCUACAGUAUCCGAGCUGGUGCCCGAGGGGAGAGGGACCGUCAAUGCUGGGUUUACUGACAAACCACUGCCUUCCAUAGAAAACAGGUCGCCGGAAAUUGUGUUAACACCUGUGACCAGUCUCAAUCUAGGUGUUAGUAUUUAUUCCUGAGUAUUCCAUCUCGUUAAGCAUUAUUACCUGUCUAAUUAAGUUUACAAACAUGGACAGCAUAGCUUAUAUAUGCAUAACUGCAAGAGUAAUCACAAGUUAGCUUUAUAUUAGCAAAGAAUGAUCACAGAUCCCUCUUUAUGUACAUUGAAUGUGUGUAAAUGUUAGUUUUAUAUUAGCAAAAGAAGAUCAAGGAUCCCUUUGUUAGUAUGUGUGUAAAUGUUUAUGAAUAUCAAAGAGUGUGAAUUCAAAGUUUUUUGUAAAUUUUUGUAAAUUUCAAAUUUGUCAGUAUCUACCAUACAAUGCAUUUUUUGAUAAUCUUCAAAGAAACAACCUAAAACUCUACAAUAUAAAAUUGGAUUGACAAUACAACUUUAAAAAAAAAAUAUUUGAAAACAGAUCAAAUUAAAUAUUAAUAACUCCAGCACUUGAUGUUUUAUAUUUUUCUCAUAAUUAAUAAUAUUUACCCUCUACCUAAUAAUAUUGUGUAUUAUUAGGUAGAGGGCACCUUGUAUAUUUAUUAUGAGAAAAAUAUAUAACUUCAGGUGCUUGUGAUUAAGAACAAUAUUUUUUUAAAUCGAUAUAAAAUUUAAUAUAUUGCUUUUUUUAUUGCUAAUUCUCAACUUUGCAUGUGAUAAUCUACUAAUCCCACGGCCAUGAGGGUAAGAAACUGUUCUAAAAAAAAAAAAUGGGAGAUUCCGUCCGUAUGCUGCCUUUUGGGAUAGAAUUGAAUUUUUAACUCACUCCCAGUUAUAUUCCUACUAUGUGUUCCAGGUACUUACAUGAAAGACUGGGUAGGGAUCAGAAGUUGUUAGUACAUUUGUUAUCUUGUUGCAAUCUUCUAUACAUAGUUUUGUCAUUGUAAUACUGGUAGGGAAAUUAGGAUUAAUUUUUUAUUCAUUCUGAAAAGCUAUAUUGUUUUUACUCACUUCAAGAUGACAUUUUGAGGACCAUUGACAUGUAAAAAAAAUAAUAAAAUUUUGUAUUAAACAUUAUUUCAAUUUUUAUAGGAUUAUUUCAAUCUUUAUAAGAUUGACAUGCCACAUUGUUCAGAAUGAUUUUAAAGGUGCUUAUGUAAAGAUGCUUUGUGGUUUUGUUGGUUAAUUCAUAUGUAUGGUGUAUGUGCAUCCAAUAAUGUAAAUUUAACAAAGGUGAAUUUGAAUUGCAUUAGAUAUCCUUUAAUGUAAACUUAUACUAUAUAUUUAAUGGCCGUAAUCCGAUUGAGCACUUGUGUAAAAGUUUGAAAAAGUGAUAUGAUUUUUCUAAAGAAAAGAUUGAUGUCAGCAGGGCAAAAUAUGACAGAAUCGCCAGACAAUUUCGUGAAAAAUGAAGUUCUUUAGUAUUUCAGUGACCGUUAUGUCUCCAAUCAAAGGGUCAUAGAACAUGUUCUUCUAAGUUAACAUUUUUGUUGCACUGUUCUUCAUGUUUAAUUUUGUUCUUAUAUUUAAGAAGCAAUGUAUAACAAAUUAUUGACUUUGACCUUAAAGAAUAAAGUAUGCAUGUACCUUAAGUUGUACAGUAAAAUAUGUACCAUGAAGUGAUGUUUGAACAGCUCAAUUUAUAAAUGAAUGUACAAAACUGUGAAUGUUAUGAUCUAAAGAAGCAUACUGUGAUUGAAAGGAGUCUAAUUAUGUGUCGAAUAAGGAAAUGUUAAUAUAUGUACCUCUCCACCUCCUAGCUAGUCCCAGCAAAAUUAUGUGAUCUCUCUCCCUUUAUCUCUCUCUCUCCAUGUCAAAUCAUUUGUAUUCUAUAAUAUUGUUUUGUAAAAUUUAUUUUUUUAAAUGUACAAUUUACAAAGACUUAUUUGGUACGUUAUUGCAAUAGAAAUUCUCAGUUUCAAUCAGGUAUAUUGUGUAAAUUUCUGUUUCUUCUUAGGUUUAAAUUGAUAUUAAAUCUUGUGGCAUUUUUAAAUAUUGGAUCUCUUUGAAACAUACUAACAAACAAGUAAAUUGGAAGUGACUUUGACAGUAUUCUUUAUACAACAUUCCAUAUUAUAUAUAUUACAAGUAUAUUGCUUGUUUGAGCGUGUUAAAUGAAUUUAUAUAAAUUGUUAUACAUGAAUGUACAAGUAUUUGAUUAUGUACUAAUGCGAGAAGUGAAUUGUGAUAUGUGCAUGCUGAAAUAUGCUGUUUUUACUAUAUUAUUUAUUUUCUUACUUUAUAAGGAUAUUUCAUAAUGAUUUGUACAUUAAAUUAAAUCUUGUAUUUUCCAA